AUGUCCCGUCUGCCCCUUCGGCAGCAUCUGAACGCCGCUGCGUCACGGUUAGCGAACGCUCGCUUUGCCUCCAGCAGCGCUGUUCGCGGCCUGCAUGGUUCUGGCGCCGUCGCUGGGUGCCCGGCGAAGCAUUGCAAUAACGGCUUCCGCGUUCAAACGGAGGACGACUCUCUGUGGGCGAACGAAGAGCCUGUCUGGAAGCCGUGGCAAUCCGCAGAGUCCCCUGGAUACGCACCUCUCCAGCUCGGAGAAGGUCUUGUCGGCCAGUAUGCUCAGUACAAGGUCAUCCGAAAGCUCAACUGGGGAGUCGAGUCUAGCAUCUGGCUGGUGGAGCGGGUGGCUUCAGAACAUAAAGCCCUGAAGCCUGGGAAGCUUCUUGCAGCAAAGGUCCUGACCGCUCACGCCACUGAACUCGAAAUCGGGAAGAGUACCUGUCAAAUCCCUCUGUUGAAUGAGAUCCUCAAGCACUCUACCCCUCCCUCUAAGCCCGAUGAACCUGUCAACAAAGAGAAGUUUUACAUUCCUGGCUCGGAAUUCACGAUCACUAUGUUCGAUUGGGGUGCCCAUCGCACUCGAAUCGGCGUGCAUGUCUUUACAAUCUUGGCACCGAUGUCCACCACGUUGCGUAAAGUGCAGCGAGCGUUCCGGACGAUGGACCCCAACCGCGAUGUGAUGCUCGUCCGACGUGUCGUCAAGCAGAUGCUAUUCGCCCUCUCGUGCGUGCACCAAUUAGGUUACAUCCAUGGAGAUGUCAAGGCUGACAACAUCUGCGUGCCUUUGUUUGCCGAAUUCAUUCCCGAUCUGAAGGGGUACUUGGAGACAGCGCCAGCAGAGAGUCUCCCUCCACGCGUAUUCCCUGAUUACAGCCCUGAUCCGGUCACAUGCGUCAAAUCGCAGCCGUAUCCUCCAAUUGGUGACGACCACCAUGUGGACAAAAUCUACAUCAAUCUCGUGGACUUUAGCAGCGCGAUCCACGCGUCUAGUUACUCCACCACACAGCGGGCCAUGCCCAGGAUGCUGCGUGCACCGGAGGUCAUCUUAGGACAUCGCUGGGGACAGCCCAUCGACAUUUGGGCCCUUGGAUGCUUGGCUGCAGAGCUUCUUCUGCACAGACCGCUGUUCGAUCCAGGUGAUAACGAGGACGACGCGACUGACAGUGAGCACCUCGCACAGAUGGUCGAGGUGCUCGGGCCGUUUUCUCAGGGGGCGCUCGCGAAAUGCCCGCUAACAAACACAUUCUUCAAUACGAACGGUUCGCUGAACUCUGCUGACGGGGGACGACGCGUUCACGUCCCCUCGCUUCGCCAUAGUCUCGCUGAGGUCGGGCUGGCUGGCUCAACGCUUGACGAGGUGGACGCGCUUCUGCACCGGAUGUUGGCGUUGGACCCAGACAGCCGACCCAUUGCGAGCGAGCUUCUCAACGAUCCUUUCGUCAAAGGCCUCAAUCUCGAAACAAACACUCUCCUCUAA
Epithele typhae is the source of this 1470-nucleotide messenger RNA. RefSeq names its product kinase-like domain-containing protein. Gene Ontology annotation, molecular function: ATP binding; protein serine/threonine kinase activity. Lineage: Eukaryota; Fungi; Basidiomycota; Agaricomycetes; Polyporales; Epitheliaceae. Bases 1 to 1470 code for a protein of 489 amino acids. The transcript has 6 exons. Gene Ontology annotation, biological process: peptidyl-threonine phosphorylation; peptidyl-serine phosphorylation. The record is from RefSeq and is a predicted model, not a curated record.